CGAAGUCAAGAGGUUAACGUAGACGUCAGAGGUACUUUUCAACAACACUUACAACUAAUUACCCUCUGAUUUAAUUUCACGUCUCCUUCCAAGGACCUGCAAUGAAACUUGUCUUUCAGCAGGAUAGCUGUAGUCCGCAUUCCUUUAACUGUCCUGAGGAGAACGAUGAAACAGUGAGUGAGGACGAUUUUCCCAGCAUCCUCCCUGAGUCCAGGACCUACCACCGGCCACACCCACACGGCCCCUCCCCCGUGGGCCGCUUGAGUGUAAUGGCGGAUGCAUCCUUCUACGGCAGCGAGCUCACCCAAUCCCAGCCCAGCAAUGGCCAACGGCAUCAGGGUCUUGGCUCAUUAGUUGGACGUGGCCCCGCCACACCCUCCCUCAGCUGGGCAGAGGGAUGUAUGAGCACCGUGGACCACCAAAAGGGGGCCUGGCUGCACCCCAGCUUUGCCAGCAGCUUUUCCCGGUACCCCAGCAGCCUGCCUCCACAUCUGCCCUCAGGAGAGUAUGCCAGCUGUUACCCUGUGAGGGGAGUCCACUCCCUCCCCAGCUCAUGCAGCCCCAGUCUGGAGCAGCCACGUUCUCUGCACUCCUUCCCCCCAAACGCUGCAGCCCCACUCAACUACCUUCUGCCUCCCUAUCCCUGCUCCUCCCAUGGCCCCGCCUGCUGCUCCCGGGGUCCUGUGGAGCGUUUUGGGAUGGGCCCCUUUCCCCGACACCUGUCCUGCGGGGCCUCUGGUCCUUAUCCCUGUGGAUGCCCACAACCAGGCUGUACACAGAGGAGAAUUAGAGGGUUUCUGAUGUGUCGUCUAUCCCAUAGUGGGUACCCCCAUCCGCACCUGAGACAGAACAUCAGUCCAUACAGCAUGCCACUGUCCCAAGAGCACCGCAAGGUGUUUGUCACGUAUGAGGCAGACAGCGACGGCCAUGUCAACGAGAUAAUCAAGUUUGUGGCCUUGCUGCGGCACAACGGCUUUGACACACGUAUCGAUGUAUUCGAGCAGCAGUUCCGAAGCAUUAGCAAAAUUGACUUCAUGGAGAAGUUCAUCAGGGAGAAAGACUACCUGAUCAUCAUAGUCAUCAGCCCUAAGUACUACGAGACUGUGACGGGUGGCCUUGUCAGCACAGAGAAUGAUGAGAGGGCCCUGAACACAGUGUACAUUCAUAAGCAGCUGCAGAAUGAGUUCAUUCAAAAUGGCAGCAGAAACUUCCGGUUCAUCCCAAUCCUGUUUCCUGGUGCCAAAAAGACCCACGUACCCACCUGGCUCCAGAAUACCCAUGUCUACUGUUGGCCCAAGGACCGAGACGACAUCCUGCGGCGGCUGAUGCGCGUGGAGAAGUACAACCCCCCUCCCAUUGGAGAUCUUCCCACCAUCGUCUCCAUCCCUUUGUAGCGCCCCCAUCUGGUCAAGGGAUAACCCUGCAGAAGGCUGCAGACACAGGGCCUCAGACUGGUACUCUAUCCACAUUCCUCAUUCAACCUCUGUUAGUGACUCUCCAGGUCAGUAUUGGGCUGGAAGCAGAAAUAAUCUUACAACCCCUGCUUACCCAGGACCUGCCCGGUGCAGUAUUCUGAAACCAGCCACACCACUGGAUACAGCAAGGAUUUUCUUUAAUUUUUUUUUCCCCUUUUUCCUCUUUAUGGAGCCCUCUUUUGGAAACACCAACCGGAUGUAUUAAGCUUAUCUCACUGUGAGAACCACUGCGCUCACAUUGGACUGCCGGCGGUUUACAAUCCUUCAAUAUAUUCGUGUGCCUGUCAUGGCUAUUUUCUGCUCUGUAAGUUUCCCAGCGCACUACAGUGAGCUAAACACUGGAGAAUGGGUGCGCUUUCACACCUGAGUCACAGAGUACCCGUGGAGAAGCCAGCUUGUCCUGCCACUGUGGGCUCCUGGCUGUUGUCAGCUGAUGACAUGACUGGUAUCCAGCCCAGAACAUAGAGUUCAGCCAAUGCUCAAGCAAAGCACUUACUCACUAGCCCCUUUUCUUAAAGGUUUCAUUAUUUUAAAUAUUCUUUGGAUGUUAUUUUUGGGAUAAGUGGGGAAAAAAUGUUUGUGUUUAUUUUUGUCUGGAGUUUCGUUUCCUUAUCGGCUUACCUCUCACAGUUGUGACUUUGUGUCUUAUUGAUAAAGUAGGUUCAGGUUCACAAUUAUAAAUCCAAUCAAGUUUGCACUUAGGGGCCAAUUCAGGGUGUUUUGCACACCCUCACUUAUGAAUUUUUCAGCUUUUGGGAUUCAGAUUUAGCUUAUGCAACUCCUUUCUCCUUUAAGUGGGAAACACAAAAUUGCCCAAGGUAAAUAAACGUAAACUGCCCUGAAAAGCAACACCUCCCUACCUGGAAUCUGGUGGUCAAUUUUAUAACGGACGUUUUAGUCCUCAUUGCAGAGUGCAGAUGCAAGACACUCUCUGAAGUCAUGAAAACUUAACAAAUAACUCUGAGAAAACAGAGCAGUUCUAGAAGAAGAUCAGCCUUUUCAGUACUUCAGCAUA
Messenger RNA from Megalops cyprinoides (Indo-Pacific tarpon), 2490 nucleotides. RefSeq names its product adapter protein CIKS-like. NCBI's taxonomy places the organism in Eukaryota, Metazoa, Chordata, Actinopteri, Elopiformes, Megalopidae. The transcript is spliced from 9 exons. Gene Ontology annotation, biological process: humoral immune response; positive regulation of canonical NF-kappaB signal transduction. The record is from RefSeq and is a predicted model, not a curated record. The coding region runs from base 102 to 1394 and encodes 430 amino acids.